GGAACGUUGAUUGCUGUGGUGAGGGAUGUGGUGCCGUUGUAUGGAUGACAAUAUUAUUGUAGCCUUCCCGUGACCGACGUUUCAUUUUAGUUACAACAUUAGUAAAUCACUGAGAGCUUUUAUCAACCCGAUUCCAUCACUCUAUCAGUGGAUCUCAGCUCUUACUGAAGAUGGAUGCCUCAGGGUACCAAAAGAAGAAAAGAGUCCAGAUUGUCUUUUCAUCUGAUGACGAGGGAGACAGCGCGGCCGACAGCGAGGAGGACGUGAUCACGCACUUCCCGGUGUCGGUGCCGGGCAGCGCGGCCGCCAACGGCCGCGUGCCGGUCGUCCUGGAGGAGAACAUCAGCCACCUGCACGCGCUCCAGGAGGACAUCCAGCAGAUGCGGCAGCUGACGGCCUCCGCCCACCGCGGCUCGCACAAGGUGGUGCACCGCCGCUACACGCGGCUCAGCUCGUCCUGCCCGUCGCUGAACCAGGAGUCGGACGACGACACGUGGACGACGGACCGCACCGAGGCGCUGCCCGCCAUCCAGGUCACCUCGCACGAUCCACACAAGCUGUCGGUGGGCGGCGCCGCGUCAAGCGAGGACCGCCGGAGGAGCUGGUCGGGCCGCAGCAGGGACGGCCAGGACGGAGUUCUCAGGAGCAGCCUCAGCCUCAGCAGCUUGGAAUCGGAACCGGAUGACUCCAGCGCCGGCAAAAAAGAUGAGGGCCGGCUGGGCACGGCCGCCAGCGUCGGCGUCAGCGCCAGCACCCAGGAGCUGCGCUCCACCGCGCAGAGUGUCUCCUCGGGGCUGCAGGGCAAGCACGGCAGCUCGCAGUCGGCCAGCGCCGAACCCCGCGUCAAGAUGCAGAAGUCGCUGUCGACGCCGUCCAUCCUCAGCUCGCGCGAGACCACCGAGGUGGACGCCGGCAAGCUGACUGGUCUGCUCAGCAACGAUUCGGACGAUGACGACGAGCGCCAGGAGCUGGUGGCCAUGCGCUCCGCGCCGCCCGACACCUUCAUGCGGGACCCGUCGUUCCUGGAGGACGACCGCAAGCAGCGACGCAAGCGGAGCAGCAUCUUCUUCAGGAAGAAGAAGGACAAGGAGAAGGCCGUUAAGAAGCACUCCCAGUCGCUGACGCUGCUGCAGCGCGGCUCGCAGGCGGUGGCCAGCGGCCGCUGGCUCAACAGCAGCACGCUCACCACGCCCAAGGUGUCGCCGCCGAUCGCUGACUUCAGCCGCAAUAAGUCGGCAUCUGACAUGGAGGACCCGCUUCUACAAUACGAUGCGGCCAACUUCGCUGACCCGUUCGACGCGCCCGUGAUGUCGCUCGGCGACUCGGUCGACGACCCGGACCUCAAGCUGCUGGACGAGGAGUCGGAGGCGUGGAGCGGCUCGGUCGACCGCAAGAUCCUGAAAGGGCUCACCGAGAAGCAGAUCAAGCGCCAGGAGCACGUGUACGAGUUCGUGAUGACCGAGAAGCACCACUGCGUCACGCUCAAAGUCAUGCAAUGGGUGUUCGCCGAGGGCAUGCGGAAGGAGCUGGGCUACACGCCGGAGAUGAUCGGCCGCCUCUUCCCGCGGCUCGACGACCUCAUCCAGGUGCACAUGACGUUCCUGCGCCACCUGCGCGAGCGGCAGCGCCGCAGCCUGUACGUCGAGCAGUUCGGCGACCUCCUGCUGCAGGACUUCGGCGGCGAGAUCGGCGAUCAGAUGCGCGACUGCUACGGCGAGUUCUGCUCCAAGCACACCGAGAGCGUGGCGCUCUACAAGGACAUGCUGAAGGCGGACCGUAGGUUCCAGGAGUUCAUCCGGCGCUGCAGCCUGCACCCGCUGCUGAAGAAGAAGGGCGUGCCCGAGUGUAUCCUGUUCGUGACCCACCGAGUCACCAAGUACCCGCUGCUGAUCGAGCCGCUCAUCAAGACCAGCCGCGACCAGGAGCAGGAGAUCACCAACCUGACCAAGGCCCUGCAGCUGGUCAAGGAGAUCCUAGUGGACGUCAAUGCUCAGGUGGCCGAGAAGCAGAAGGAGGCACGCCUGCUGGAGAUAUACAACAAGAUCGACGCUAAGUCCACCGCCUUCUACAAGGGCAAGAAAUUCAAGAAGUCGGAUCUGCUCAGUGGCAAUCGAGUGCUCAUGUUCGAGGGAAGCGCGGCGCUGAUGCAGGCGCGCGGCCGGCCGCUGCUCGUGCAGGUGAUCGUCAUGUCCGACGUCGUCUUCUUCCUGCAGGAGAGCAAUCAGAAGUACCACUUCGUCUCGCAGGAGGGCAAGGCGGGAGUGGUGUCGCUGCAGCGGCUGCUGGUGCGCGACAAGGCCGGUGGCGAUAGUCGCGGCAUAUACCUGAUCUCCAACCUGAACGAGCCCGGCAUGUACGAGAUGGACUGCACCAUGCCACGCGACAAGCGCAUCUGGAUGGAGUCCAUCAGGAGCAGCUGCGGCAGGAGCAGAGCGACGUGGGCCAGCAGCGCGAGCUUCUCUACCGCCAGCUGGACGCGCUCCGCUCGCAGGGCAUCAUGCUGUCGCCCACUCUGCAGGUGGUAACCACGGCACAGCCGGCGGCGGCGGCCGAGCCGGCCGACGAGGCGGGUCCGGCGCCGGCGCCGGCUGCCGCGCCGCCGACCGGCCGCACCGCCGCCAAGCUGAAGUCGUCCAGCUCGAUGCUGCGCCGCGGCGACGUGACGGCACUGCCCAGUCAUCUGCUCAGCUCGAUCAACCAGCAGAAGGCGGCGGCGGCGGCCGGCGCGCACCAGCCGCCCGUCAAGCAGGAGCUGCCGAUGAAGCUGGCCAAGCUGUCGGCGCUGGGCGGCGGCGGCGGCGGCGGCGGCCGUGCACCGGCCGCGGCUCCGGCCACCUCUCCAGGCGGCGGCGCCGCGCAGCAGGGCUCGCCGGGCGUGCAGCAGAUGCUGCCGAUGAAGCUGAGCGAGGACCGCGGUGGCCGGCCGCCGGCGCAGGGCGGCUACCAGCGGCUGGGCGGUACGCCGCAGCGGCAGGCGGCGCAGCGCACCAACACCUACCCCAAGAUCGUCUCCACCGUCAGCGUCACGGCUGACUCUGAGGAGAUCAUCUUCUUCUGA
This is a messenger RNA of Pollicipes pollicipes, 3058 nucleotides long. It is a transcript of the gene cyst, whose product is annotated as rho guanine nucleotide exchange factor 18 cysts. NCBI's taxonomy places the organism in Eukaryota, Metazoa, Arthropoda, Thecostraca, Pollicipedomorpha, Pollicipedidae. Gene Ontology annotation, molecular function: guanyl-nucleotide exchange factor activity. Gene Ontology annotation, biological process: regulation of Rho protein signal transduction. The record is from RefSeq and is a predicted model, not a curated record.